CUUCAUUUCCCCUCCCCCACUAAUCCCCCCCUCAACCCACCUCUUCUCUCCCCCUUAUUGUAUACACGCUUUGGUUCCAUGCUCACCACCACACUUGGUUCCAGAUUUUAGUGAGUUGAAAAAGGAGUUAGUUACGUUGUGUGUGUUGAUGUGGUUUUGUCAAGUGUGAGGCAAUGCCGUCCGGUGUAAACACACUCACACACCCUCCAAGUGUCAAGACGAUUGUUGGUGUUGACUUGUGUUGACAUGUGUCUAAGUGCCUAGUUAUCAUUGUGUGGAGACUGUACCCCUCCCCUGGUGUGUGUGUGUCACUGCUCCUCUCCCAUGGCUACCUCUCCCAUGACAACCUCUCCCAUGGCAAGUCUCUGCUGAAUAAGGUGUGGGCGGGUGUAGAGUGACUGGGAGCCAGCGGCCGGCACACUAAAUAUAGAGCUGGCAGGGUGGCUGGCUUUGGAUCUUCUCCCACUGCUGCUGCUGGCGGCAGUGGCACUAUUCCGCCCCCACUGGCCUGCACACCUCCUCACCACCACUACUGCGCCGUCACUCAAGGUUUCCUCUGUGUUCCCCCCUCCCCCCUCGUGUGUGUGUGAGAUGGGUGUUAAAGGCAGUACCACUCAGUGUGAUGUACUGUCCCAGGACAGUAGCCUGACUGCUGCCCUCUGACCCGGCAGGUCACCUGACAGUACUGGGUGUUUAAGAGGGCCAGUGCCACAGUGGCAGAUACUGGGUGGUGUGCUCCGCAAGGAUAGUGAUACAGUGUGAUAUUCUGGGUGGUGUGUUCUACAAGAAUAGUGCCACAGUGUGAGAUUUUUGGUGGUUCACAAGGAAAUUGCCACAGUGACAACAGUGAAUGGACAGUGAGCCUCGCCUAUCCUUAGUUGCUGAAGUGGUCCGGGUGAUGACCUAGCCACCAUGCCUGUGCCACCAUCCACGCCCACCGUGGGCACCAGGUACCCGUCUUACACUCACUAUCCCUCGUACCGAACUCCGUCCUCGGCCGCGUAUCUGGCGCGAACGACGUCUCUCGACCGCUCCUCCUACACCAGCAGCUACGGCAGCUCCAGCAGCAGCAGUUCCUACGGCAGCUCCUACGGCAGCGCCUUCGCCAGCAAGUACUCGCUGCCGCCUCGACCCUCAUACUCGGCCUCGUCCGAUACAUACCGCAGUAGCCGCAGCCUGCGGCAGUCCCCCGUCAGGCCGUCUUACUCGAGGCUUAGCUCAGAUUCCCAGCUCGAAUCCCCGCCGCCUGCGGCCUCGUCCUCAUCUCGCUACACCUCGCGUUAUUCACGAGAUUCAGCUAAUCGAGAAACCUCGACCUCGCGGGACUCUGGCUACAGCUCGCGCCUUGCGUCUCGCGACCGUUCCAUCGACGCUGUGAACGGCAACGGGAUCGACACCAGCCACUUCGGUCCCUCGCCGUCCUCGUACGCCUGCAACUACCGCUGGGAAGCGCGGGAAAAGGACAAAAGCGCCGAGGACGACUCCAAUCAGAAUGGCGAGGCUGAGAAAGUGCGCAUCACGGAUCGCAUCCGCGCGUUCGAAACCCGCACCUCGGCGCGGGAAAGCGGCGGAGGACUCUUGGCCGGAAGGGAAAGUGCGGUUCCGUCAUCUAGAGACACCGGAUUCUCCUCCUCUCGGGAGAGCGGAUCGAACCGAGACAAAAGCUAUCUAUCCGGUGCGGAGAGCGGUGUGUCCAGGCGUCGCGCGUAUGUAUCCUAUCCCUCCGACGCUCCUUCUCGUCCCUCGGCUAGGAAGAUGUCUCCGGAGGGCGGCGAGGCUCGAGAGAGAGGCGAGGACAGCGGCAGCAGCGGCGAGGAAAGGAGACAGUCGGUGACGGAACUGUGCCGUAAAUACGACACCAACCACAACGUGACGAACGGCUUGUCGCGGCACGACGACGACGAGGACGGCAGCGAUGGCAGCGUGUGUUCGGGCGAGGCCACGGCGGCAGAGUCUUCAGCUACACCUAAGACCCGUAAGCGAACAGAUUCCGCCAGUCGAAGUGAAAGAACCGGUUCGCCCGUCUCUUCUCGCGUGGAUUCACCCAGCAGGUCUCGGGUGGACUCCCCUGCGCGUAAUCACUUGGACUCGCCUUCGAGAACACGUUUGGACUCUACGGCGCAAGUCCACAAGGACUCCCCUGGGAGGAGUCGCCUGGACUCCCCCACUAGAGGACACAGGGACUCUUCUGGCACGUCUCGGACUGACUCUACUUCGACCCGGGAUGGCCGCUCCUCGCCCGUCCUCAAUGGCAGUUUUGAGAAGCCCAAGACCCGAGUUGGGGUGGAGAGCUACGAUGGUUCCCGCUCUCGCUACCGCCGGGACCGUGUUAGAGAACGGAUAGCAGCCCGCCUCGCCUGGGAGACUGAGGAAGGUUCCCCGCCGCGUCGCCACCAGUCUGGUAUCAGCACCUGUUCGUCCUCGAGUAGUGGUAGUAGUGGUGGUGUAUUAAGUGAAAACAAUGGACUGCUGGGAUUAAGAAACAUCGGCAACACAUGCUUUAUGAACAGUGUGACGCAGUGUCUCAGCAAUACGAGAUGCCUUUUAGAAUAUCUGGUUCGAGAUGGCUAUUCCUCGGACAUAAAUACCACUAUAUCCACUAUGAAAGGCGACCUUAUACGCGCCUUCGCCAACUUACUGUCAGACAUGUGGAAUGAGGGGGGAGAUAACAGUAGAGCCCUCAACACGGGACCAUUUAAAUCGCAAAUCCAGAGGUUUGCACCAGUAUUCUCAGGUUACCAGCAGCACGAUGCUCAGGAGUUCCUUCGCAAGUUGCUGGAAGGUUUGCAUGAAGAUGUUAAUCGUGUCACUGCCAAGCCAAAGCCUAUAACAGAAGAUAUUGAUGAAGACUUGGAUGACAACCAGAAAGCGAUGGAAUCUUGGAAACGGUAUCUUCGAUAUGACGACAGCAAGAUUGUAGAUAUGUUUGUUGGUCAGUUGAAGUCAUGUCUACAAUGUUCUGUAUGUGGUCACUGUUCUGUAACUUUUGAUCCGUUUUGGGAUCUCAGUCUACCAAUUCCCAGCAAAUCUGGUCAAGUUCGACUAGCGCAGUGCCUUGACCUCUUCACCAAGGAAGAAGUACUAGAUGGAGAUGAAAGACCUACAUGUUCCAAGUGCAAAGAGAGAAGAAAAAUGACAAAAACCUUCAGCAUACAGAAGUUUCCAAAAGUUUUUGUUCUUCAUUUGAAGAGGUUUUCACCUUUAGAACGAUGGCGGGGAAAGUUAUCAUGCACGGUGGAAUUUCCAUUGGAGGGCCUUAAUCUAUCCAAAUAUGCAUCAAGCUCGAGUGCCUCACCUCUCUACAACCUCAGUGGAGUUGCCAACCACUCCGGAACUACAUAUUCAGGCCAUUAUACUGCCUACUGCAAACAUCCCUAUUCAGGCACCUGGCACGAGUACAAUGACUCAAGAGUGUCGAAUAUUUCUCCUGGGAGAGUGUGCAGUCCCGAAGCAUACGUACUGUUCUACGAAUUAUCAUCCACAUCAUCCAAAUUAUAAUGCUUGUAUUUGAUUAUGCGUGAAUGUGAAGGAGUGUGUGCGUGUGUUUUGUGGGCAUAAAUACACGUUAUUCCUGUAUAAUAUAUUUAUAAUAUAUAUACAGACCUGUAUUUAAUAUACAUGUGUAUAUUAUAUACAUGUAUAUUAAUUAUAUAUUCAGUAUGUCAUAUUUAAUAGCCAGAGUUGCUCUUACGUUCAAAUCUUGUGUAUUUUUUUUAUAUAUCUUAUAUUUUGAUAGAUACUUUAAUUUUAAUACACUAUGUAUGAUAUGGACUUUUUAUUUUGUGCAAAAAUUAGCUUAACUGUCUGACCUAAUCCAUAUAUGCCUAUUAUUCCUAAAAUAUACUAUUAAUAUAACCAAUUUAAUUAAGUGUAAUGCAUAUUUUACAAACUAGAGAAAAUAAACAAUAAUUUCCACCUAAUAGGAAAAAUAGUCCCUUGCCUAUCUAAGCAUAUUAGUGUGGUUCUGGCCGUUAGGUACGAUAUAUUUGCAGUGCAGUAUAUAAUAUAUAUUGUACAUACAGUAUAUACUUACAAUUUAUUAUAUACUGUGUAUACAUACUGUGUAUGACUGCAUGUAAGGUUGUCAAUGUGUUUAUACUAAUGCCACAAUACUUAAGGAAAAAAUGUGUGUGAAUAAACUGCUCAAAAGUAGGAGUGUAAGUGUGAACGAUAAGUUUUUACGCGUUGACGUGUGACGACGUAUUUGAAAUGUAAUAUCUCUUAAACUACUCAAGAAGACGAGAUGCAGCUUAAAAUCUCUGAAGGUUGUUCGACCUCAAAAGAGGCAAACCAAAGUGCACAUUGUAGCGACUAAGUGUUACAUGUUACAUCAGUUUCCGAAAAAAUUUUGAUACCAUCUCAGUUUGUAACAUGUUACAAGAAUACUGGAAUAUCUUACUGUCCCAAGUGUUGUCGAGGCAAGUCAUUCCUGCUGUUUUGGCCCACAUCUUGUAAUAUAUAUAUAUAUAGUGUUCAUGUGAUCAGUUCUUAUAUUGUAUAUGUCCAGUUUUAGUGUAUAUGUCCAGUUUUGGUGUCAAUUUGUGUCAUGUUUAAACAAAAUUCAAAUGCAAGCUAUCCACAUCCAAGAGUAAAAUUAAUUCAACGUUGAAGUGUUGUUAACGCUGCAGUAACAUUACUGUUGGAUAUUGUGCCCAAUGAAUAUGCUGCUGCACAAGGCAAGUAUAACAUAUUACACCUACACAAACACGUGCACAAAUAAAAACAUACUGGUACUGAAUAUGCACACUUGUACAUCAUGAAUUUAAUAUUUAUACAAAUCUAGAGUAGUUUUUUCAAUACCGAUAGAAUAUUUCCACAAACAAUACACGGCUCAAUGCACCAAGUUUUGCAGUAAUGGAAUUGUGUAUAUGUAUACAUAUUAUAAAUAACUAAUAUAUAU
This is a messenger RNA of Procambarus clarkii (red swamp crayfish), 4900 nucleotides long. RefSeq names its product ubiquitin carboxyl-terminal hydrolase 2. The record is from RefSeq and is a predicted model, not a curated record. Gene Ontology annotation, biological process: protein deubiquitination. Gene Ontology annotation, molecular function: cysteine-type deubiquitinase activity. Gene Ontology annotation, cellular component: cytoplasm. Lineage: Eukaryota; Metazoa; Arthropoda; Malacostraca; Decapoda; Cambaridae.